Messenger RNA from Staurois parvus, 298 nucleotides. The record is from the annotation of a GenBank genome assembly. NCBI's taxonomy places the organism in Eukaryota, Metazoa, Chordata, Amphibia, Anura, Ranidae.
AAAACAGAAAUUACCGUAUUUUUCGCUCCAUAAGACGCACCUGACCAUAAGAUGCACCUAGGUUUUAGAGGAGAAAAACAAGAAAAAAAUAUUCUGCAGUCAGAGACUGCGGACACAGUACAGGAGAUGACCAGAGACUGCGGACACAGUACAGGAGAUGACCAGAGACUGCGGACACAGUACAGGAGAUGACCAGAGACUGCGGACACAGUACAGGAGAUGACCAGAGACUGCGGACACAGUACAGGAGAUGACCAGAGACUGCAGACACAGUACAGGAGAUGACCAGAGACUGCGG